AAUAAAGCGUGAACCCGUCCGUCCGGCUCGCACUUUAAGACUUCCCGAGCGGCCGCGGGGGACGCCAGUCGAGCCAGGAGACGCUUACCUGCCGCUUCGCCCGCCGCCCGGUGCACCUGGCUGCAAGGGACCUCGUCCGGACGGAGGACGGCGACAGCUCCGCGGACUUGGAAACGGGCGCGCGCCGUCCCGGGCACGGUCUCUGCGGAACGUGGGGGCGCUUUGGCGGCUCCUUCCCUGAAUUGCUCCCCGCCCGCCUCCAGCCCGGCCCGGGAAAGGUGGGACGGCUGCCGGCUCUAGCGACGGAAGCGGACGGUGCCCGACGAGGAGGGUUCGAAAAUGCCCCGCGCGUUUCUGGUGAAGAAGCCGUGCGUCUCCACGUGCAAGAGGAACUGGAGCGAGCUCCCGGACGAGGAGCGCGGCGAGAUCUACGUGCCAGUCAGCCUGGGCUUCUGCCCACCACAGCCCUACCGGGAGCCAGAGCCAUCAGUGGCUGAACCCCCUUCUUGCCCCCUGGCUUUGGACAUGAGCCUUCGGGACUCUGGCUACAGUGUGGCCCCUGGGCCCUGCGUGGUGGCCCAGCUGCCCUCUGAAGACAUGGGCCGCUUGGCAGACCCCCAGAGCAGAGACCACAGCUUCCUGCGCACCAAGAUGAAGGUCACCCUGGGGGACAGUCCCAGUGGAGACUUCUUCACCUGCCACAUUUGCCAGAAGGCCUUCACCUACCAGCGCAUGCUGAAUCGCCACAUGAAGUGUCACAAUGACGUCAAGAGGCACCUCUGCACCUACUGUGGGAAGGGCUUCAACGACACCUUCGACCUGAAGAGACACGUGCGCACUCACACUGGCGUGCGGCCCUACAAAUGCAGCCUGUGCGACAAGGCCUUCACGCAGCGCUGCUCCCUGGAGUCUCACCUCAAGAAGAUCCAUGGCGUGCAGCAGAAGUACGCGUACAAGGAGCGGCGGGCCAAGCUGUACGUGUGCGAGGAGUGUGGCUGCACGUCUGAGAGCCAGGAGGGCCACGUCCUGCACCUGAAGGACCACCACCCCGACAGCCCGCUGCUGCGCAAGACCUCCAAGAAGGUGGCCGUGGCCCUGCAGAACACCGUCACCUCCCUGCUGCAGAGCAACCACCACCUCUGAGCGGCAGGCCCCGGGAGGGCUGAGGGUCACCUCCCUGCUGCCUGGCCAGUCCCCCUCCCACGGCCCUGGCCGGGACACCGGCACUCAGGACUGGAGCCCCCAGGCAUGCAUGCUCACUCAGGCCCUGCACAGACCUCUGCUCACGUUUGCCUUUUUGUCCUAUGAGCAGAGGCCGCUCCGAGCCUGGGCAGACGUGUAUGAGUGUGGGGCAGGGGUGAGCCCGGGGCUGCCUUCGACUUGUAGCAGCAUACCUACAGAGACAGGACUUCCUUCCCAGAGGAGGUACGUGAGGAGGAGGUACGUGAGGGUGACCCUGUCGCCUUCUGUCUCUGGAGCACAGGGCGGGGGCUGCUGGUCCCCGUGGACGGUAGAGUCCGGAGCACUGGCAGGGAGCACCCCUGCCAACAACAGCGGUGGAGGAGCUGGCGGCGGCCCGCCUGGCGGUGUUUCGAAUGCCCAGGGCUGCGGGGGCUCUGCCCCUCCCACAGGGAGAUGCACGCGUGUGCGCCGCUGUAGGCGUGUGUGCGCGCACACAUCGGGGGCCUUUCCACAUAUCACCACAUUUUUAAGAAAUCAACUACAAGGUGCCAACGAGGUUUUAUUUUCUUUUUUUUAAAGAUAACAAAUGUACAGAUAUUAAUAUAUUUUGGUGCCGAUGGCAUUACUAUUUUUAAGCGAGGAUGGAGCUGGCUUUUCUCCCUCCCAUGCAAUUCUAUUUAUCCUGGACAUUUCACACCUCCUCUGUGCCUUGGCUCUGGGGUGGCUGCCCUGACCCACCUCCAUCCUUCGUACCUCCUGAGAUGUUUAACCUAAGACCUUCCUCCAGCCUGGCCUGGAGGACGCGCUGUGCCGUCUGUUCUUCCCCAUCUGCCGGAACAGCACCUCGUCUCCUGCUCUUCCCUCCCCCAUGGCUCUGCCUCCCUCCCGCAUCCUUCCAAGGCAAGCCUCUCGGGGUUACCGAGAGCCUCCUUGUCUCCUGGUAACAGACCUUUUGUGGAACAACUCACCCUUCCGGAGGUCGAGGGUUUGUCCAGCGGCGGCUUCAGGGCUGAGCCAGGUGGAUGAUUGGUCUGACACGCCGAGUCCACGGCCUGAGGUGCUGAGAAGAGCCGGGCCAGGCUGCGGACGUGCUCUCUUCCUGGCUGAGUCAGAAACGCUGGGACAGCAGCAAAGCAUCGGAACAGAAUAAUAACCAGACACAUCAGAGACCUCGAGAGGGAGGACAGUAUUCGACAGCUAACGAGUUCUAUUUGUAGCCUUUUUUCUGUUUUUCGAAUGGCUAGGCUGGGUCUCCAGCACCUAGGGCUCCAUCUGAGGGACUUGGCCAGGCUCCCUUGGUGUGGCUGGGUUUCCUGCUAAUAACAGGUGUGGGUCAAAGGGAGACACGGGCAGGGGUUGGAGCCAGCCUGCCAAAAAGUGAGAAGGCAAACUCGAAAGAGGUCCACACCACCACAGGCUGGGCCGCCCCGGGAAGCCAAACUCCUGAAGAUCCAGCCUUGGCCUCCCUGCCUGGAAGGAGCAGCAUCUGCACAGCCCCGGGGUGAGGGAAGGAGCCUCUCUGACUUCCCUGAAUGAGGACAGACUGUUUUGGAAGACUUGUUUUAUUUUACUUUAGAGUGUGUGGGAGCUGCUGUAUUCUGGAAGUUAUAUGGUAUAAAAUAACACUAUUGGGAAGCUCUGUUUUGUUUACAUUUCUGUAUCCCUGUAUUCAUUGCCAAUCUGAGGGAGUCACAGGGCUCUGUGUUGUCUGUUUUAUUUUAUAACUUUCCCCCAACUAUUAAAAUCAAAGAACCAUC
Molecule: messenger RNA, 2939 nt
Organism: Diceros bicornis minor
Lineage: Eukaryota; Metazoa; Chordata; Mammalia; Perissodactyla; Rhinocerotidae
Gene: OVOL1
Product: ovo like transcriptional repressor 1
Exons: 4
Coding region: 340-1143 (267 amino acids)
Biological process (GO): epidermal cell differentiation; regulation of transcription by RNA polymerase II
Cellular component (GO): nucleus
Molecular function (GO): RNA polymerase II cis-regulatory region sequence-specific DNA binding; DNA-binding transcription factor activity, RNA polymerase II-specific
Source: RefSeq, a predicted model, not a curated record